AUGCAGUCACAUAAUGCUGGCGACAAGGAUGACCAAACACUGACGACCAAGCCACGGCUCCAGAGGGGAGGAAGCUCUGCAUCUCUCCAUAACAGUCUAAUGAGGAACAGCAUCUUCCAACUCAUGAUUCACACACUUGACCCACUUGCUGAAGAGCUUGGAUCAUAUGGAAACCUAAAAUAUUAUGACACAAUGACUGAAGAAGGAAAGUUCAAGGAGAGGGCCUCAAUUCUGCAUAAGAUUGCCAAAAAGAAAUGCCAGGUGGAAGACAGUGAAAGGCAGAAUGGAGCUGCUAAUCAUGAAAAAUGUGCAAAAGUGGAAGUUGCAGUAACACCACCAAGUGAUUCAGGACCAGUGCAGAAUGGAAUCGCCCAUAACGUUGAAGAAGAGAAUGAAGAAGAGGAGGACCAGCCUCUCAGCCUGGCCUGGCCUGACACCCCACGCAAGCAGCUCACCUAUCUCCUUGUGUUACCCAUUGUUUUUCCACUGUGGGCUUCCCUCCCAGAUGUCAGAAAACCUAGGUCAAGAAAGUUUUUUCCUAUCACAUUUUUUGGCUCGAUCAGCUGGAUUGCAUUUUUUUCUUACUUAAUGGUCUGGUGGGCACAUCAGGUUGGAGAGACAAUUGGUAUUAGUGAAGAAAUCAUGGGAUUGACUAUUCUAGCUGCUGGAACGUCCAUUCCCGACCUUAUUACCAGUGUUAUUGUAGCACGCAAAGGUCUGGGGGACAUGGCUGUGUCCAGUUCUGUUGGGAGCAAUAUAUUUGACAUCACAGUGGGCCUUCCUCUUCCAUGGCUCCUGUAUGCUGUGAGUAACAGGUUUGCCCCGGUGACAGUCAGCAGCAAUGGUCUGUUCUGUGCAAUUGUCCUCCUCUUCAUCAUGCUGCUCUUUGUCAUCCUCUCCAUCGCUUUCUGCAAGUGGAGGAUGAAUAAAAUCCUGGGCUUUCUCAUGUUUGGGCUUUAUUUUCUGUUCCUGAUUGUCAGCGUCCUCCUGGAGGACAAAGUGAUCCAGUGUCCUGUCUCCAUCUAG
This is a messenger RNA of Antrostomus carolinensis (chuck-will's-widow), 1026 nucleotides long. RefSeq names its product sodium/potassium/calcium exchanger 2. Gene Ontology annotation, molecular function: calcium channel activity; calcium, potassium:sodium antiporter activity. Lineage: Eukaryota; Metazoa; Chordata; Aves; Caprimulgiformes; Caprimulgidae. Gene Ontology annotation, biological process: long-term synaptic depression; long-term synaptic potentiation; calcium ion transmembrane transport. The record is from RefSeq and is a predicted model, not a curated record. The transcript is spliced from 9 exons. Gene Ontology annotation, cellular component: plasma membrane. The coding region runs from base 1 to 1026 and encodes 341 amino acids.